AUGGUGAAGGUUGAAGUCCAACCACCGACGCAAGUCCAGGCGGGAGCAGUCAUGUACCCGCCACUCGUCGUGAGUUCCAAGAGCGAUGAUGCCUACGACUUUAUACAGGUUGCCCUUAUUGAUUCCUACGGACGCGUUCUCGAGGACCAACUGUACGGCACACUAACGACAUCCGGCAAGAGUAUGCACGACAGAUCUGCUUCCCGAAGCAGCCGAGUUAAGGAGUACUCUGUCUUCCCCGAUCUUGUCAUCAGCUAUGCUGGCGUCUACGCUCUUCAAGUAAGCGCCAUACGCAUGGAUUAUGCAUCACCUGAUGGUGCGGCGGCAAUCAUCGCCGCAUCAACGACAACGACACAAAUUAUUGCCUACGACCAGAGCGUCGCUGCGGAGAUUCCAUCUCCUGAUGAGCAAUCUCUUCUACGAAAGCUACGACGAGAUGGCGGAUUUGGCGUUCCUCGGGCUCCCAGAUAA
Daldinia childiae is the source of this 471-nucleotide messenger RNA. RefSeq lists its product as uncharacterized. The record is from RefSeq and is a predicted model, not a curated record. NCBI's taxonomy places the organism in Eukaryota, Fungi, Ascomycota, Sordariomycetes, Xylariales, Hypoxylaceae. The coding region runs from base 1 to 471 and encodes 156 amino acids. The transcript has 2 exons.